AGAGGUAGGAGAACCAAGAAAGAUUAAUGUCAUGACAGACUCAGCAACAGAAAGCUUCAGAUGGAUAGAAGUGGCAGUAAAGACUGUUGAAAAGACAUCUUGUCCACCUUUGUAAGGCUAGGCUAUUCGUGGUGUGAAUGUCAAGGGGCACCUGGGCAAGUUCAAGGGCAGUGCUCACGGCAUACCAGCAACAAUGGAUUCUCAAAGCACAGGAGGAGGAUGAAGGGGACACUCCAGCACAAGCUAGGAUUCCAUGGUGGAAGCAGCUAAGUAAAUGUAUUCUUCCAGUGACCUUCCAUAGAGAUAGUGUCUCUGACCACGCUGAAGCUCAACUGGAGCUGGGCAAGGCAGAGAGGUUCAAAUGAAGGGUGACUCCCACUAUCAUACCAAGCCUCACUGGGCAGCUGUCCUGCUCAUCCUCUCCCUCCUUAAGACAGAAGGUGAAUUCCAUUCGCCUUCCUGCUCUCAAUGAAAAGCUCUCUUUGGGUUCUUUACUAAUCUCGAAACUGUAAAAGUAUUUUCCCUGUGACUUUUCUCCAUUUCAGUGCUGUCUUCUCUAAAUGAGAAUUAAAAGCAAGUUCCCCACACCGACCUCAAAUGGUUUCUAAGAUAGCAAGAGUGCAUUUUGCAGGUUCUGAGAAUUUAAAAGAGACGGGGGAGGGGAGGAAAUAGAGUGAAUGCAGAAAUGCUGGAGAAGAAAACGUGACAUAAUACUGCGGAAUAUUUUCAUAGUGGGGACACAAAUGUAACAAUCAAUAAAGCAGGUGGAAAGUUUGUGCUCUGGUGCAAUUGUAAAGAAUGUUUAUUAAAUACUUAAAAACAAAGAAGAUUUACGUUUCUCGAAAGAACAGCUGAAAAAUCCCUUGAGCUAAAAUGUGUUGCUAUUCGAGAUGCCAUAAAACUGUUAAAAUAUGAUAUCUCAUUUCAAUCUUUUUGGGGGAAAAAAUCAGGCUUUGACUCACUCGUAAGACAGAUCCCACGCACCCACCCACCAACAUGGCCCUUGGCUGGGCGACCUGCCCACGUGUCGAUGCAAUCGUGCCUCUCUAGAGCCCUGCUUCCAUCCGUUUCCCGAGCUUCAAUGUCGUGACGAGAGACCGCGGCUACAUCAACCUUGGGCAACCAGAUGCAGCCGCGUGCGGCAGCCUGGCACUGCCCAGAGCAUGCUCAGUCGGGUCCUGACCCACUUCUGCAGGUCCGACCUGGGGGCGUGGGGUCAGAGGCAUUACUUUGUCAGUUUGCCAGGAACAGAGAGGAGCAGAGAGACUGAGAAUUGCUAAAGCUCCUCUCUUGGCACAGCAAUCCCUGACCCGGCGGCGGAACAUGCCCAGUCUGGCUGCCGGAGUCGCCAGGAGCAUCAAUGUGCAAAGUCCACCUUUCCGGGUUUUCGCAGCAACCCACCGGGAAGAGGGCGGAACGGGAGUAAAAGGACCGGAGUGGGGCGUGGCCAAGGGGGCGGGCACUAAAAAACCUGGGGGAGGAGCCUGGUCCCGCCCCAGAAAUUGAGUCUCUCUCUUUUUUAAAAUUUAAAAAAAAAAAAAAAAGACGGGAGGUAAAGAGGGGAGGAAGCCACUUACAUUGCAGGAUCGUGCAGCAAAACUUCUGUUCUUGCUCAAGUACCAACUCUAUGGACCCAGGACAGGUUUGUCCCAUGACCUGCUGUGAACAGUGUGUUGUCUGAUAGAAGAUUCGGUUGGCAAACCAUCUCUCUAUUGCCUUACAGAGCAAGCAAAGAAGAUGGAUCGAUUGAAGAGCCAUCUGACUGUGUGCUUUCUACCUUCUGUGCCCUUUUUAAUCCUAGUAUCCACUCUGGCCACUGCUAAGAGUGUGACUAACAGCACUUUAAAUGGCACUAACGUGGUCUUGGGCUCUGUGCCCGUAAUCAUUGCCAGAACUGACCAUAUCAUAGUCAAGGAAGGGAACAGUGCCUUGAUUAAUUGUAGUGUUUAUGGCAUCCCUGACCCACAGUUCAAAUGGUAUAAUUCCAUUGGCAAGCUGCUGAAAGAAGAAGAGGAUGAGAAGGAGAGAGGAGGAGGAAAAUGGCAAAUGCACGACAGCGGCCUUCUGAACAUCACCAAGGUAUCCUUCUCAGACCGAGGUAAAUACACGUGCGUGGCUUCGAACAUCUACGGCACUGUGAACAACACGGUGACCUUGCGCGUCAUCUUCACCUCUGGAGACAUGGGUGUCUACUACAUGGUCGUGUGCCUGGUGGCCUUCACCAUCGUCAUGGUCCUCAAUAUCACCCGCCUGUGCAUGAUGAGCAGCCACCUAAAGAAGACCGAGAAGGCCAUCAAUGAGUUCUUUAGGACCGAAGGUGCAGAGAAGCUGCAGAAGGCGUUCGAGAUCGCCAAGCGCAUCCCCAUCAUCACCUCUGCCAAAACUCUAGAGCUUGCCAAAGUCACCCAGUUCAAAACCAUGGAGUUCGCCCGCUACAUCGAAGAGCUCGCCAGGAGCGUGCCUCUGCCGCCUCUCAUUAUGAACUGCAGGACUAUCAUGGAGGAGAUUAUGGAGGUGGUUGGGCUGGAGGAGCAGGGGCAGAAUUUUGUGAGGCAUACUCCAGAGGGCCAGGAGGCUGCAGACAGGGAUGAGGUCUACACAAUCCCCAACUCUCUGAAGCGGAGCGACUCCCCCGCCGCCGACUCGGACGCGUCAUCGCUGCACGAGCAGCCUCAGCAAAUUGCCAUCAAGGUGUCAGUUCACCCACAGUCCAAAAAAGAGCAUGCAGAUGACCAAGAGGGUGGACAGUUUGAAGUCAAAGAUGUAGAGGAGACAGAACCGUCGGCUGAACAUUCCCCUGAAACUGCAGAGCCUUCUACUGAUGUCACAUCCACCGAGCUAACAUCAGAAGAGCCAACACCUGUUGAGGUACCAGAUAAGGUACUGCCGCCAGCUUACCUGGAGGCCACAGAGCCAGCAGUGACACAUGACAAAAACACCUGCAUUAUUUACGAAAGCCAUGUCUAAUACCAACCCCGAAAAGCUAUGCAUAUCAAGAAAAUCAGGGGCUGCUCCUUGUAAUACAGAUGUAGUACGCACUUGCCGCUAAGCCUUACCAGGAGACUCUCAUCCCUUAGGUAGGAGUGAUGCCACUUUAAAAGGAGAAACACCUGCCUGCAGUGAAUGGGACUGGAAUUUCCCCAGUAGAAAAGGAUGCGAGAAACAUCAGGGUGCAGAAUGGAUAUCGGACAGAAGGUGUCUAUGUGAUAAUGAGUUUUAGAGGCUGAUCUCUGCCAAAUACCUUAAUUGGUGAUGCCUUCUUGGCAAAGAGUACACCACUGUAAGAUAUUCUGAGCUCAAGAACCCUGUCCAAUGCACCCUGCAUUGCUUUUCCUUUUAAAAAGUGUAGGUCUGCUACAAUAGCAAAUGCACGUACGUGGGUUUUUUGCACUUUCUUCUCAGUUUUGAUUACUUUCGCUGUUCCUUUAUAAUGGGGCCAUUGUUAUUAAUACUAAUUGUUCUUUCUGGUUUAGUCCUCAUUGCCAUUUUUGUCCUCAUUUUUCCCUAGAACACGUACCUCAGAGACUUUGGUAUCGGUCACCAGUACCAGGGCUGAUAUCUACAAGUCACAUUACAUUUGUCAUGUUCCAAAGUAGUUAUGAGGCUUGUUUUUUUUUUUUUUUUUCUCAUUCCCCAGGCCUAUUUUCAUAGAUUGCUUUUUUUUGUUUGUUUCCAACGAAGCUGCUGUUGUGAAACUGAGAAAAACUUUGCCCCGGAAUAGCACUUUAAUAGUUAAAAAUCUGUUUACCUGUCUGAUUCAGAGAGCCUUUUGGUGAGUUCAGCUGAGAUGUAGAGGGAGAUUGUAAAAGGUUAAAUAUACCCACACCACCCACGAAAGUCACUUUUUAUGUUGAAGUUACAUCAUCCUCCAAAUAAAGACUGAUUCUUUACCUGGAAAAUGUAUUGCUUCCAAAGACAUAGGAUUCAGUGUAUUCCUGUAGGUUAUAGAAUAUUGGUUGGCUUCCAAACAGGCUUGCAGGGACCGAAUGCUGUUGGAUGACAUAUAACCAGGUCCACUUUUUGUGAACUGCAUAGCUGACUUGGUUGUGCUUAAAGGGGAGAGCGAAAGGUUAGGGUAAUAGCAAAGGGAACUGUGCCAUCAAAUUUUAUGCCAAAAUUGUUGAAUAAUUAUUCAGUCCUGCAAGAAAGUGGUUAUAUGUGAGGUGCAUGACCUUAUGGAAAGAAGACAAAAUUAGUCAUCCAAAGGCUUAAUACCCACUGUGCCAAUAACCAGCUGCCUGACUUUGGACAAGUCUGGGCCUCAGGUCCCUUAUCCGUAGAAGGGGCAGAUGAGAUGAGCUCUGAGCACCAUUGGAAUGGUUUCGCUGUCUCACAGAACCAAACCGAUAUUAACAUCCUUGCUCCUUUUCACGAUCACUUUAAAGUUUUUUGCAUUCAUCUCUCGGUCCACCUAACAUUUUCAUGCUGCAUUACUUAAAUAUGUUGGUUUUGAGAAAUUGUAGCAUUUUAAACAAAUUGUGGAUCUUCUCCUUCCAAAAAAACCAUUAGGACCACAUCUGCAAUUAAGAUUUAGUAUCGGUGAGAAUGAGUGGUGUUAUUUAAUUUUCCCUUAUAAGCAAAGGAGACAGUAACCUUAAUACACUCAUAGGGGCCUUGGCCACAUCAGGUAGUGGGGUUGUGAUGUCCAAGAUUGCAUGGACCACAUUGGUGAUGAGAGUAGACCCAGAUGUUUAGUCCUCACUCUGUCACCAUCUGAGGAAGUGACCUUGGACAACUCCCUUCCUCUCUCUGGGGUUUAAUCAUUUUCAUCUGUAAAAUAUGCAGGUAGUACAUAGAAGGGUCUACAGGAUCCCUUCUAUUUGAAACAUUUAUAGUUUUAUGGAAAGUUUGCAGUCUUCCAGGAUAACCUACCCCCAUUGCAUGAGACAAGCAAAAAUGGGACCAUGAAGUUGGAUGCUUUUGCCAUCCAAACUUUACAACAAACAUUAUCUGGCUCUGUAAUUGAGGGCGGUGGGCUUGGCUUUAAACCUAGCCUUGAUUUGUUUAUGUAUAGAUAACUGUUGUAGAAGGUGAUAGGACUAGUUAUGGAGUUUGAUUAGACAUCUCUUGAAAAGUACUGAACUGUUGACUUCUGGUUAGAAGUGCUUUGGGCAGUCACAUAAAGAAAUGAGCAGUGAGAAAUCAGGAGAAAUUAUGACUCCUGUUCAGGCUCUCGGGACUAGCAUCGUAUGUUUUUGGGUCGUGGAAAAGUUUUAACGCCACCUCUUAGGAUAUAAACAUUUUCCAGUUUUCAUGGAGGUCCACAAAUUAUUUACCAUGGGUUUAUAUGCCCAAAGCGACAAGAGAGGACUUACGUUCAUUUUGUGAUAAUGUAUGAAUGUUACCCCAUUCUAUUCCGUUGUCAUUCCACCCAAACCCGUGUGCAGGUUUCCACAUGGAAGCAACAGGAGAAGGCAUCCAUUCCACCUAGACACUGAAUAGUGAUAAUAAGCUAAAAGUGGGCAGAUUUUCAGUGGAGCAAGAGCAGAAAUACGUGGCCAAAGAAUGUUUCCCGAUUGGUUUUGCUGCUUUAGACUGCAGUGGGAAGAGCUUAUGUAGAUUUUCAAAACUUUCUCCCUCUUGAAGGCAUCGUAAUGCUCUCAGUUUUGAUAAUAGCUGACAUAAAGGGAGGUUGACUUAAAAUGGGAAUUUCUGCUUCCAAAAAUGCUACACUCUUCCUAUCCAUCCUACAGCUUCUUUAUGAAAUAAGAGAGGCUCUCCUGCUAGAAUAUGAGAUGCAGAAGACCUCACGACUUUCAGCUGAUUUUUCAAAUACAGAGUGAACUGUUCAGCUUCAUAGUAAUUCAUGUGAGCGUGACUGAACGUGUGUGCAGACACACUCAUGCACAUUGGACUCAUCUGGGCAGUUUUAAAAGCUUGACACUAAAUCCAAAGCCUCGUCCUUUGGGUCGUAUGUAGUCACUCGUAAAAUCAACUUCUGGCUUCUGAGUCAUCCUGGUCCUAUCUCUAGCAAUGUUUUUCUUGAAAUUCUGAAAAUGAUUCAAAUAUGUGUGUAUAUUUAAUUCACUUAGAUGAUCUGUAAACUUGGAUGGUAUUUAUUCUAAAUGGGGAAAACAAUUUUAUAUGGAAAAUCUAUGUAAUUUAUAAUGGUUUUGUUUUAUAUAUUAUAUUUUCAUAUCUUUAGGGCACAUCUACUAUCCUCAUCUUUUUGUAUACCAUACUUAGCAAAAAGAAAUACUAAUACUUGACUAAGAUCUCUAGGAACCAAAUGGGAUACAUGUGAUAUAUAACUUAUAGAAAUUGCUCUAAAAAUCUCUGAAUGUCUCAUCCAUCCCAAGCACUACUGUGCUGUGUCGUUAUGUCCAGAAUGAUUUGUCUUGGACGCUUAUGAGCAUUCCUUUUUCACAACUAAGGCUGAAAGACCUGACAUCUCACACAAUGGGGUUCUGGAAUUCCCCUUUCCUCAUUUAUCUGUUUUUAUUGUUUGUUUCAUUUUUAAUUGCACAAGUCUAUGUUGUCUAAAUUUUGUUUUGAAGGGCAAGUGUGAGAUAACAAGAAAGCAAUGUGAUAGAAAGACUGAAUGAAUUUAACCAUGGCUAUGUAAAUUAUUUUAAUGGACUGGUAAGAUGUUUCAAGUCUAAUGCUUGGAUCAUUAUUUACUGGUGAUCUAGGAUCUGCUCAGCUCUUUAGCACAUGAAGAAAAUGUCAGGUACAAAGGACAUUUGCAUGUUUUGAACAGCACGCUCUAAGCCCAGUGCAGCCAACACAGAUUGACUUGACUGUAGAAACACCAGUUCCAGCUGCUGGAAGAAAUGUUUAGAAAGGCAAACCAGAUACCUUUUAUUCUGCCCUAGGAAAUACAGUGUUGAUCAGUGCUAAAACUCUUCAGUAGUAGUCACUGUGGUUCUUUUCCUUUCAAUGUUUCAUUUGGUACCAAAAUGGAGCAUUUACCUUAUAUUUCAGAUACCCUGUUUUCUUAGCAUUGUUCAGAUACUUUCCUUUAUUGCUCUUCACAUAUCCUUUUGGCAGUCACUUGAGUAAUUCUAUAAAUGUUUCUAUUCUUGGUUUUUAAACCAAGUUAUUCGUAGUCUUUAAAUACCUACCAAAUCUCAUAUUUUCACACCCAUAUCUUGGGCAUCAAGAUACUGGUCAUUUAAAAAAAUCCUUUAGUAGAUAACACAGUUUAUUUUCCUAAUGACAUUUUUGGGGUUUCUUCAUUGAUCAACCAGGUUUGGGUUAAACAAAUCAAUUGUGGGGGAAAAAUCAGAUAAAACAGUUGCUUAUUGUAUUUUCUAAAGGACUGAGCAUUUAUCUUUUAUUCAAGAAGAUAUCAUAUGAGAAUGAUAAUGAUCUUUAACAGAUUUUUUGGAGAUGGAAUUUAUAAAGAGGCUAAUACUAAGAAUACUACAAUCAAAAUUGAAGCUAGAGAAUGUAAAAAUAGAAAGUAAAUAGUUCUGAGAAUAUUCUGGCAUAAAUUAUUUUUAUUUAGCCAAUAAAAUAGCCUCCAAAUGUGUAUCUCAGACACCAUAGAGCUGCUAACAGUGAGAGUCAAGGAAGAUGCUUGUACUUAGAUUUCGUUUGUUGUAUUUCAGUAAUUCUGGAUGUCCUUUGUUAAAAUUGGAAAAUGGAAAAAUGCCUCUAGACAGAAAUGUCAAUCUGGUGAAAGUGAACUGUAAAAUGUUCACUUUUAAAAAUAAAGAUGUAAACAAAUGACUCAUACAUAAGUUGGUAUUACAGUAGCAAAAACAGAAAACCAUGUGAUCCAUCCUGUAUUUUGAUUGAUGCUUUAAUAAAGGGUUUGCACAGGUGUGUGGAA
Molecule: messenger RNA, 7777 nt
Organism: Cercocebus atys (sooty mangabey)
Lineage: Eukaryota; Metazoa; Chordata; Mammalia; Primates; Cercopithecidae
Gene: MFAP3L
Product: microfibrillar-associated protein 3-like
Exons: 3
Coding region: 1738-2967 (409 amino acids)
Source: RefSeq, a predicted model, not a curated record